UAGAUUCAUGAAAUUUCAUCAGCCUCGACGACCGGACCUGACCGCUCCGGAUUCGACCGCUGUGUUAAACUUCGUUUUGAUUUGAGUUUGGAGAGCUUUCAAGUCCGUAUCAGAGAGACGAGGCCAUGGAGAACUGGUUUCAAUGGAAGCUUUUCCCUCUUCUUGCGCUACUCGCUUCUUAUUUGCUCUUUAUCUACGUCCAAAGCUAUACCAAGAGUUCACAAGACAAAUGUAGUUUGCUACCUCAGCAGCAUUAUUGGAUAAGUAGCAAGCGCAUUGUGACACCCCAAGGCAUUAUUUCUGGAGCAGUUGAGGUUAAAGAUGGGAAGAUUGUGUCCAUAGUGACAGAAGUGGAAAAGCUUUGGAAAUCAGAACUACUGCAAAUAAUUGAUUAUGGAGAUGCUGUUGUUAUGCCCGGCUUAGUUGAUGUGCAUUCACAUCUUGAUGAUCCUGGAAGAGCUGAGUGGGAAGGCUUCCCAUCAGGGACUAAAGCAGCAGCUGCUGGUGGUCUAACAACAUUGGUUGACAUGCCUCUAAAUAGUAUGCCCUCAACUGUGUCUAGAGAUACCUUGAAACUUAAGCUUAAAUCGGCACAGAACAGAAUCUUUGUCGAUGUUGGUUUCUGGGGUGGUCUUGUUCCUGAAAAUGCAUUUAAUCCAUCUUCUCUUCAAGAUCUUUUGAAUGCUGGUGUUCUUGGUUUGAAGUCUUUUAUGUGUCCUUCAGGGAUCAAUGAUUUUCCCAUGACAAAUGCUAGUCAUAUUAAGGAGGGACUAUCUGUACUAGCAAAAUAUAGAAGACCUUUACUUGUACAUGCUGAGAUUCAGAAAGACCUUGAAACCCCAAUGGAACUUGAUGAUGGCUCUAACGAUCCUCGGUCUUAUUCGACCUAUCUCAAGACUCGACCGCCUGCAAUGGAGGAGGAAGCCAUUAAGGAACUCUUGACAGUAACAAAGGACACAAGAGUUGGUGGCUCUGCAGAAGGAGCUCAUCUUCACAUAGUGCACUUGUCUGAUUCAACUUCUUCUUUAGAUCUCAUUAAGGAAGCCAAACGCAGUGGCGAUAGUGUAACGGUUGAGACUUGCCCCCAUUACUUAGCUUUCUCAGCAGAAGAGAUUCCUGAUGGAGAUACACGCUUUAAGUGCGCUCCUCCCAUUCGUGAUGCAGCCAAUAAAGAGAGACUAUGGCAAGCCUUAAUGGAAGGACAUAUUGACAUGUUGAGUUCUGACCAUUCGCCUACAGAGCCAAAACUUAAGCUUCUUGAUGAUGGUAACUUUUUGAGGGCUUGGGGUGGAAUAUCAUCUUUGCAGUUUGUGCUUCCUGUGACAUGGACAUAUGGGAAAAAAUAUGGAAUAACUUUGGAGCAAUUAGCUUCAUGGUGGAGUGAGAGGCCUGCAAGGCUUGCUGGACUAGAAUUGAAGGGAUCCAUUGAGGUUGGAAACUUUGCAGAUUUUGUUGUGUGGGAACCUGAAGUGGAGUUUGAACUCACUCAAGACCAUCCUAUAUACAUUAAACAUCCUGGAAUCUCAGCUUACAUGGGAAGAAAGUUGUACGGAAGAGUUUCGUCAACUUUUGUGAGAGGAAACCUUGUCUUCAAAGAGGGGACUCAUGCCAAUAGUGCUUGUGGUGUUACAAUAGCGGCAACAUAGACUUUUUAUAACAUUAUUACUUGGGAAUAUUAUAUUAGUAAUUGUUGGUAAUGUAAAUGUGUAUAACACCAAAUAUUGACUGUGUCCUUGUUCAUGAAUUAAGUUCUUAUUAUAUAUUUGUAAGAGGAAGUGAGGCAGGGACUGAGUCUUUUCAAACUGACCAACGUUUCCUCAGCUUUAUUACAAAGGUGAAUUGAUAAGAGCUUAAAUCUACUUUGUAAACUCCAAUUUUGAUAUAUCUCAGGUACCAAUUCUUUUGCUGA
This is a messenger RNA of Humulus lupulus (European hop), 1909 nucleotides long. RefSeq names its product allantoinase-like. Gene Ontology annotation, cellular component: cytoplasm. The transcript is spliced from 15 exons. Gene Ontology annotation, molecular function: allantoinase activity; zinc ion binding; cobalt ion binding. Bases 126 to 1646 code for a protein of 506 amino acids. The record is from RefSeq and is a predicted model, not a curated record. Lineage: Eukaryota; Viridiplantae; Streptophyta; Magnoliopsida; Rosales; Cannabaceae. Gene Ontology annotation, biological process: purine nucleobase catabolic process; allantoin catabolic process.